GUGUGCGCUUGUCCAGAGGAUUAUUCCAGAGAAUUCAUAGAGCGUUCGCAUAGAGGGUUCGCAUUGCCCGUUAUCCGAAUUCGAUUCGAUUUGAUCAUCGCAGACGUGUCGUUCGAUUGUUUUGAUUGUGUUUUUAGACCGCGCGAACGUCGAAAUCAAAACGUUAACGCCUGUGCCCAUAAAGUAUCUAGAACUUCACAAACAAAGGCGUCGGGAAACCAGAACCAGAACCAGCGACAAUGGCAAAGAGUCUACGCCCGCUUAAAAUAACCAUCGUCGGCGAUGGCAUGGUGGGCAAGACCUGUAUGCUGAUAACCUAUACACAGAACGAAUUCCCCGAGGAGUAUAUACCCACAGUAUUCGACAAUCAUGCCUGUAACAUUACAGUGGACGACUCUGAAUAUAAUCUAACGCUUUGGGAUACGGCAGGACAAGAGGACUAUGAAAGAUUGAGGCCCCUAUCAUAUCCAAAUACCAACUGCUUCCUGUUAUGCUAUUCCAUCAGUAGUCGCACCUCGUUCGAGAAUAUCAAAAGCAAAUGGUGGCCCGAGAUUCGUCAUUUUUCUAAUAAUGUUCCCGUCGUACUUGUGGGUACCAAGCUCGAUUUACGCAUACCCAAUUCCGAGAAAUUUGUCACCACAGCGGAGGGUCGACGUUUACGCAAAGAGAUACAUGCGCACAAUUUGGUAGAGUGUUCGGCUAAGAAAAAGAUCGGGUUGCCCCAGGUUUUCGAGGAGGCCGUCCGAGCUGUGGAAAAGAAACCAAAGUCCAAGCCCCAGACGUGCAAAAUACUGUAAUUAAGUGUAUGACUACUUAUGUUAUAUAAUGUUAUUAUGUAUACGUAAUGUAUAAUGUAACUUUUGUCUGAUUUCGUUUUAUAGUUUUUACAUACAUAUACGAUUAUAUAUAGACAUAUGCAAACAUACAUACAAACAUACGUGUGUAUACAUAUAGUGUGUAUAUUUUUAUGUGUUUUCUGUUGCGCUAUUUGAUUUGCGUUCUUCACAAAGAUGGUAGUAAAUGUACUCUUAAGGUCUGUAUUUAAGUGCUAGCUUUCUCCUCAAUUGAUUAUUGGGCUUGCAAGCGGUAUGUAAAACGUAUAGUGCUGAAUUUAGUCUUAAAUACUGUAUUUUAAACUAAUAAUGUUGUGUAAAAUUCAAUUUGUAUGCAGCCAAAGUGCAUUUCUUUGUAUAAAAAGAGAAAACUAAA
Scaptodrosophila lebanonensis is the source of this 1209-nucleotide messenger RNA. RefSeq names its product ras-like GTP-binding protein RhoL. NCBI's taxonomy places the organism in Eukaryota, Metazoa, Arthropoda, Insecta, Diptera, Drosophilidae. Gene Ontology annotation, biological process: small GTPase-mediated signal transduction. Bases 240 to 797 code for a protein of 185 amino acids. The transcript is spliced from 3 exons. Gene Ontology annotation, molecular function: GTP binding; GTPase activity. The record is from RefSeq and is a predicted model, not a curated record.